This is a messenger RNA of Mesocestoides corti, 1050 nucleotides long. Lineage: Eukaryota; Metazoa; Platyhelminthes; Cestoda; Cyclophyllidea; Mesocestoididae. The record is from the annotation of a GenBank genome assembly.
AUGGAGGACAGUACAGUUAUACCCGUGAAUCUAUUCAGCUCCGAAAAGUCCCUCUUAAUUAAUAUAGCCGUUUUUACCAUUUACGGUAUUAUCAUAGUGCUCAGUCUAGUCGGAAAUACUAUAGUGAUUCUUGUCAUUCUCCGAUUCAAGUCGAUGCAGUCCAUUACCAAUUUAUUCAUCGUAAAUCUAGCUGUGUCAGACCUUUUGAUGAGUCUUGUUGCAGCACCCUUUACUCCUAUCGCUGCGUUUUUUGACAGUUGGGUGUUACCACAGAUCCUUUGUAAGCUACUCAGCUUUACAAUGGGCGUUUCAGUCUACGUCUCCACAUUAACAUCAACAGCAAUUGCGGUGGAUCGGUAUCUUGUUAUUGUGCAUCCAUUUUUCUCAAAAAUGCGCAACUGGAUGUGCGGAACAAUUAUUGCAACAAUUUGGGCAAUUUCUACGCUCAUCUGCUUGCCUCUCGCCAUACACCAAAAAAUUACCGUGGACCCCGCCCGAAAUGUCACCAUUUGCACUGAGUCUUGGCCUCAGGGCGAAUCUAGGCGGAUAUUUUCAAUCCUGAGUUUUGUAUUUCAAUUUGUGGUUCCAUCAGUGGUGAUCUCUUUCUGUUACUUUUACGUGAGUCGACACCUAAGGAACCGGCUACAGCAAAAGCUCGGAUCGCGACUCCGGAACGCACAAAAGCAGGAUCUCGAGGCCAGACGACACAGCAGAACAAACAGAAUGCUCAUCGCAAUGGUUGUCGUUUUUGCGAUUUGCUGGAUUCCUCUCAACGGGCUUUGGAUCUAUUUCGACAUUAAAUCCACUGAUCCCGAAUUUUCCCUGCCAUACUUUGACGAGGUAUUUGUUCCUUGUCAUAUUUUUGCAAUGAGCUCGGCCGUCUCUAACCCUCUGCUGUAUGCUUGGCUCAGUGAAACAUUUCGGCGAAAUUUCCAGUCCCUUGUGCCCUGCCUAAGAGCCACAAAUGUUGGAAUUCCACCGGAGAAUCCAACACGCAGGCAUGUUGAAUCUCAAACAAAAUCCUGCGAUGUUUCGGAACGCUAUUUGUAA